AUGAUGCAGUUCAUGCUGUUAUUCAGCCGCCAGGGGAAACUGCGUUUACAGAAAUGGUAUGUGCCCUUGUCAGACAAGGAGAGGAAGAAGAUCUCCAGGGAUCUGGUCCAGACUAUUUUGGCCAGAAAACCCAAAAUGUGCAGCUUUCUGGAGUGGAGGGACCUCAAGAUUGUCUAUAAGAGAUAUGCAAGUUUGUAUUUCUGUUGUGCUGUUGAAGACCAGGACAACGAGCUGAUCACUCUGGAGAUCAUUCACCGAUAUGUGGAGCUACUGGACAAGUACUUUGGCAGCGUUUGUGAGCUGGACAUCAUUUUCAAUUUUGAGAAAGCCUACUUCAUCCUGGACGAGUUCCUGUUGGGAGGAGAGGCUCAGGAGACGUCCAAGAAGAAUGUGCUGAAGGCCAUCGAGCAGGCCGACCUGCUGCAAGAGGAAGCUGAAGCCCCACGAAGUGUGUUGGAGGAGAUUGGCCUGACAUAA
Messenger RNA from Knipowitschia caucasica, 477 nucleotides. NCBI's taxonomy places the organism in Eukaryota, Metazoa, Chordata, Actinopteri, Gobiiformes, Gobiidae. The record is from the annotation of a GenBank genome assembly.